Messenger RNA from Ooceraea biroi (clonal raider ant), 1827 nucleotides. RefSeq lists its product as uncharacterized. Gene Ontology annotation, molecular function: protein binding. Lineage: Eukaryota; Metazoa; Arthropoda; Insecta; Hymenoptera; Formicidae. The record is from RefSeq and is a predicted model, not a curated record.
CCGUUUUUUUGGUGUAUUUUUAGCAAUAUCGCGUAUAAAUACUUCAUCGCGGAGAUACGUUAUUUUAAUGUACCGAUGAGUACCGAUCGCAUCGAGAAUGAGCAAGGGCUGCUGGAAAUUCGACGAGGAGGACAAAGCCUUGUAUAUAGACCUGGAGGAGGAGGACACGGAGGAGGAUAAGCAAUGCAAGGUGUACAGCUCCUGGGAUCAGACUCCCGAUAUACUAUUGGAGGAGAUAUUUUCGUACUUGACUAUUCGCGAGCGUUACUAUGCGUCCCUGGUGUGCCGCUCGUGGUAUCGUGCCUUCAAGCUGCAGAAUGUAUGGUCCACGUUUACCCUGGAAGACACUACCCUCACAAGGGGGAAGUUCAAUUAUUACAGCGGCUGGCAGUACGUUCUGGAUCACAUGAGGACUUCCACCUGCCUGAACAAGGUCGGCAGGAACUUUCGCUCGCUCAUAUUUGAGCCAAUGCUGAAUUUUUAUAAUCUCUACGAGUUCAUGAACAUGAUAUCGUGGUACGCCGAGCAACAAGGAUUAGACAAUACAUCCGUGGCCGGCGUGGGUACCUACAUUCGUAGGCUGAAAUUCACCUUCCCCUGCAAUAUGGCAAACAGAAACGAUCCUGAUCGGAUCAGAUUGUUUGGCACGGGUGGGAAGUUACUCGAAGCGCUGAAGAGACUCAUGAGAAACCUGCAGAAUCUUAGGUACCUGGAACUGAUAGAUCUAAUGCUCGAUAGCAAGGAGGCGGUGUAUUUGAUGGACGACAUUUGUACGAAUUGUACUCAGACCUUGUCAAAAUUGGUGCUGAUAAAUACCACCCGUUACAAUUGCCCCUUGUUACACGUAGGAGUAUUCGUUAAUUUAAAUAUCUUAGUAAUUAGUCCGCAAAAUUUACACGAGGAUAUAAUAGAACUGAUAGGCUACACGAAAUUAAGGCACCUUCACAUCUUACAAAAUCGGUACAGUCCAAAGGACACAACCAUCAGAUUGCCAAAGAGAUCGUCUUGGGUAAAAAUGAAGAUGAAUAAUCCAUACUUGAAAGUGCACUUUGAGAUAGAGAGUCACAAGUCUACAGAUAUUCUCUUGCCUAUCGACUUGUUGGAACAUAGCGCCAUUCCCUGUCAUAGUAUAGUACUAGAUAAUCCAAAUACGCAGAUUUCACCACCCACGAUACUCACUCACGGGACGUUUUUCGACUCGACGAUACGAGUGUACGCUUUCAAGGGAUUAACGAGGUACUACCUGCAUAGGAACUUUGCAAAGAGAUUGGACGAGUCAUUAGUACAAUUCUGCCGAAUGUGCCCGAAUCUACAUACACUGAUGAUCCGAGAUAAGAUAUCAACGGCUACUAUUUUAGAGAUUGUAUCUACCGCGAAGCGUUUGUGUUGCUUGUACGUUCGGCGAAACGUAAUUUUAAAGAGAUGUGACAGAGUUUGGUCGACAAUCCUCGAUUGGUCGCCUGAGUACUACGAAUGGAUUAAGAUAAAUAGUCGUAGUUACGAGAAAACCGAGAAAGAGGUGUCGAGGAUACUGGGUUACCGAUGGCACAUGUUGUCGGAGAAAGAGUUUAAAGAGCAGGUGAUCAACAUGCAUAUAUAACUUAUAAAAAUGAUUGUCUGCAAAUAUAUACCGAAAAAGAUUUAAAUGUAUUUAAUUGAAAAUUUAUUUCACUUUACGAUAUCGUGAUUGCUGUACAAUGUUCUUUAAUUAAAGCGACUGUGAUCAACAUUUCUAACCGUGAAAGAUAGCAGGAUAUAUUAAACAUGUUGGACUGUUCUAUAGAAAAAGUUGUAUGAUGUAACAGUAAUAAAAAAUAGGAAGAAACG